Molecule: messenger RNA, 4827 nt
Organism: Acanthisitta chloris (rifleman)
Lineage: Eukaryota; Metazoa; Chordata; Aves; Passeriformes; Acanthisittidae
Gene: CFAP43
Product: cilia and flagella associated protein 43
Biological process (GO): cilium assembly; sperm axoneme assembly
Cellular component (GO): axoneme
Molecular function (GO): protein binding
Source: RefSeq, a predicted model, not a curated record
AUGGAUGACAUCAGUUGGGUUCAGGGAUUCUCAAGCAAGAACUUUGGCUUUAUCAACAAUCAAACUGUCUGCUACCCUUGUGGUAAUUACGUCCUCUUCCUGGACAUCGAAACGAAGAAGACGAGAGCUCUGCAGUGUCAGAAUGGCCAGGUGGGAGCCUUUGCAGCCAAUGGCAACAGUCAAGUGCUGGCCUUUUCCAACAGGAAGCUGAACCCCAUCAUAUACAUCUACAGUUUUCCAGGGCUGAGUAAACUGACAGAAUUAAAAGGUAAAGUGCAGCUGGACUACACCUUACUUGCUUUCAGUUUCACAGGCCCUUAUCUAGCCAGUUACUCUUCCGUCCCAGAAUUUGUUCUUUCAGUAUGGAACUGGCAAGAAAAUCUCCUCCUGUGCAGCAAGUCUCAGCCGGGGAUAACAGCGACCUCUUUGAGUUUUAACCCUAUGAAUUGGCAGCAACUGUGCUUUGUUAAUGAGAGCUCUGUUACCAUCUGGCAUAUUGAAAGGAAUAAUGAUGAGCAUUACCUUAAGCAACACCCUGUAGAACUUCCUGAUGAACAAGGGUCUGUGAGUCCUCACAAGGAUCUGUUUUUCCCAGAUUCUCAUAGUGAAGAUCCAUACCAUGGCCCUGAUUUGCCAGUUUCAGCCAUUGCUGGACUGGUAGGAGAUGAAGCAGAAACAUUCGUGCCUAGAAAUUUUGUCAAGACUUCAGUGCACCCCACUGCUCACUGCUGGACUGCAGGCUCCAAAAUAUACAUGGGCUGUAAAGAAGGAUACAUUUUGGCAAUGGAUGCUGAGAAACACAGUGUUUCUGUUCUUCAACAAAAACUUCUACCUGGUGACAAAGCAAAGGAUCUGCAAAAUCCAGUGUUAUUUGCCAUGGCAUUUUGUAAUGAGGGACUAUAUGCAGCUGGAAGUGGAGGCAUUUUGUUCUCUUAUCACAUCAAAGAUCUCCAGUAUGAGAUUAAAAUCUGCACUGAUAUCUCACAACCCAUAUCCAGCCUCAUAUUCUCUCCUGAUUACACCAUUCUUCUGCUUGUCACUAACCAGGGGACAGUCUAUAGUUACAAACCUGCCCAGACUGGAGAAGCUGUCAAAAUCUUGGACACAUGCAGCAGUUGUUUUCUGGCAGCUGAUUUUCUUACUCCAGGGAACGAGUACUGUGUGUCUGUAACAAUUUCAGGUGAAGUACAAGUUUGGUUCCUGGAAGAUGGAACUUGCCUCAGCAAGCUGAACCUUGAAACUGAGGCAACUGCUAUGGCUUGCUGUCCCUCUUCCAGCAGUGUUGCUGUAGGGACUGAAAGAGGUCAAAUCUAUUUCCUUGAUGUUACCAAAGUUGAAGGUCCACGGGUUGUUCACAGAAUUUUUCUUUCCACAUUUCCAGUGCUGUCUUUGCAUUAUGAUCAGUGUGGUCAGUUCCUCAUCGUUAGAGCUACAGAAGGACAUAUCUUUAUUCUAGAUGCUCGGCCAUCAAAAUUAUUCCAAGUUCUUGGAUAUAUAGUGUUGGCAGAUGAAGUGCUCAAUCUUUCUGUAGUUUCUGACUUCAAGAAUGACUUAGUGGAAGUGAUGGCACUUCUUAAUGUACCAGAGGUCCAACAAGCAAGACUGGAAAUUUUUUGUCUCUCUUCAGCAAUCGCAACAGAAAAUUCUAAGUAUGUGAAUGAAAAAGGAAUGCUUAAUGCUAGUGCCCUUAAAAAGAAGCAGUAUGAUCUGGAUUACCCUUUGAGCUCAGCAGUCAGAUUGAAGGAUAAUAUUGUGUAUGGCUACUGUACCUGUGCACCUUUCAUCUGUAAAUACCAUCUCUCUGAAGAGAACAUGUUGGAAGAUACAUCAGUAUUUUUAUCAGAAAAGAGGACUCCUAGCAAGCAGUUUGGGCCAGGUUUCCUGUGUUUAUCACCCAACAGCCAGUGGCUGGCAGCAGCAGCAAAGGAUGGUGUUUUGUUUAUCUACCACACUGUUACUAUGGAUAUACUUGCUCAAAAGCAUUGCCACUCAUAUCAAGGAGGGGGAAUCAGAUCCAUGGUAUUUUCCCUGGAUGGCAAAUUCAUCCUUGUUAGUGGUGAAAAUGAUGGUGCCCUGGUGUGUCUGAAAUGGAAGAAGAUAAAGGAAACUGAAGUUAAUGAAGCUGCUUUUUACUAUCAAUCUCUUCUUGAUAUACUGAACCAGUCUACUUCAAAUGAAAAUGCAGUUUUAAAAUCUAUGGCAGAAUGGCAGUUUGACCCAGAAUCUACCUCAAAAUCACCUCCAGAAGAGAAAUUUAAGAUGAUUACAGAAGAGACUCAGAGGUUUGCUAACCAGAAGGAAGAGCUGCAAAUGGGAAUAAAAAGGCUGCGUAAAACUAUUCAGAAAAUGAUGCAUGAAAAUGAGAAGGUGCCAGACAUUGAGAAACUGGAGAAGCAGGAGUUUAACCUGGAUAUAGAAGAACAGGAAAGGCAGGCUGAACAAGAAGUGGCCAGGGUGAGGAAAGAGAUUGAGAUGGAGAUUUUAGCCAACUGGUAUUUGCAGGAUGCCAUCAGACGCGAGUGUUGGGAUGCUAUGUGUGUAAAAGGACGUGCAGUUAAGUGCUUCCAUAUGGAUUGUGAAGUGAAGAAUUAUCCACUGAAGGAACGUAGUAAAGAAGAACUGGAAACUCUGGAGAAAGUCCUCCAGUUAAAGCAGAUUGAGACAGCUGAUCUUGAGAUUAAGAAGAAAAAUCUUGAGAUCCAGUCUGAGACUGAGUUAUCUACGGAAGAAGGAGAGCAGGCAGCAGAAGCAGUGGCUGAUGAUGGUGCAUCUUACUGCCUAAUUGGAAGUCUGAGCGAUCUGUAUGGAGGAGACACAUCUGUCCUGUAUCACCAAUGUGACUUGCACACCAGAGAGCGGAGAGCCAAUCAGAUAGUGUUGUUGAAGGACAUCAUUUACAAGAUGAAAACUGCUUUUAAUAAGGAAUUUGACAUAGUUGCACGGCAAAAGGAGCAAGAGAUAGCACGAGUGAAAGAAAGAAACCUGAGGAUUCAAGAAAUCUUGGCACAACUUGACCUCCAAAUGGAAGUGUGGGAACCAGCUCUUACCGACAAUGAGAUACCAGAGCGAGCACUCACUGUGCAGGAUUCAGAGAUUAAAGCUGAGAAGUACUUGACUCAAGAGGAGAGAGAGAAAGCAGAAAUGCUGGCUAAGCUUGAAAUGGAAAGACAGCUUUCUAUCAAGGACAAUGAAAGACUGCGAGCUCUUGAUGGCAUGAUGGGUGGAGUGCUAGAAAUCAGAAAGGAAGACAUCUUGAAAAUGCAUGUUCCUCCACCUCCUUUUAUAUCCAAGCCUGAGGAUGUUUGGAAUGAAGAAGAAAAUAAAAUAUUUAGAGAAUAUGAGAAAAAAGUCAAGGAACUGAAUGAAGAAAAAGAAAAUUAUAAGCAGGCACUGGAAAAUGAAUUGAAGAAACUUGAAACUUCCAUCCAGGAAACAACACGAAAUUUUGAUGAGACUGUCUGCAAACUCUCUGAAAGGAAAUUGAAAUUAGAGAUGGUCAUCCACCAGGAAGAACUCAAAAUAGUCAAUCUCACUUAUGCUUUACUGCUGGAGGAAGAGCUGGACACUAGAGAAGCUAGACUUUGUAAUUUACUUAAGAAAAUGAAGAAUGAAAAAGUCAAGACUGCAGUAGAAAUCCAGACCACAAAACAUAAAAUUAAGGCUUACACAGACACCUAUAAAGAUGCAGUAGACAAAGAUAAGAAUCUGGAAUAUGGUUUUAGAAAAGAAUAUGCUGAUAUACCUGCCAAUCUCCGUGAUGAACUUUUCCAACUUUACAAGCAUCGACCAAAGAUUCCAGGGACAGAAACCCUCCUUGACACAGCUAACCCCUAUGGGAACUGUUCAGGCUCAGCUGAGGACUACAAAGAUGCAUUUCCCCUUUUAAUGAAAGCCAUGGAUGAACUGGAUAGGCCCAAGCACAUGCCUAAUGGCUUAGACCAAUCUAUAUGGGAACAUUUUUGUCUGGCUAGACGAACUAAGAUGGAGAGUGAGGAGCUGGUGAGAAGGAAGACCCUGAAGCUGGAAGAGAUGCAGGCCUUUCUCCAGGGAAGAAUGGAUGACAAUGAGAAGCUGAGGUCAAAAAUAGAGAACAUUUUCCAAGAACUCACUUGGCUGCAGGCGGAGAAGAAGAAACUUCAGCAGAAUUUCACUGUCCAGUUUUUGCUAAAACAAGGACAGGUGGAAUUGGAAAGUACUGAGAUCCCAGACUACACUGAUGCCAUUCUCAUUCAAAAGAGUGUUAUUGAGGAACUGAAUUGCUCUAUCAUGGCUCAAGGAGAAAAAAACAUUGCUGCCAGAGUAAAAUAUAAAGAAUUCUCUAAAGGGAUAUUUCAGCUGGAAUGGGAACACAAGAAAAUGAGAAUGCAGAUAGAAGAUCUGGAACAGAGGGCUCGGGAUAUUGUAACACUACCUAUUUCAAAAGAUUGCCUGCUAUUCCUAACUACGCAGGACUACCAAAGCCACAUUGCCCAGCGCAUUUCAACGAUGGAAAACACUCUUGAUGCCAUGGAUAAGUUCCACAAGAAGAAGGUGAAGAACCACCAGAAAAAAAUUAGAGAGCUGAAAAAGUCCAUCAGUUUAAAAGAGCAAGCAAACUAUGAGCUCAGUCUGAAGCUGAGGGAAAUGCUUGUGUCUGUCUCAGAACGGAGGCACAUCUUGGAGGCAGCAGACAUACGGCGUAGUUCUGAAGAGAUUGCAAAGCAGCACUGCCAGAAGAUUGUGAAGCAGAAACACCUACAGAGUCUUGCAAAGGAACAGGAAGAACAGUCUGAAAUUCUUCAGUCAGGAGUUCAAAGACUGAGAUCAAGAAAACUCCCUCCUCUUUAA